Rhodotorula toruloides NP11 is the source of this 360-nucleotide messenger RNA. Its product is annotated as GABA(A) receptor-associated protein. Bases 1 to 360 code for a protein of 119 amino acids. Gene Ontology annotation, biological process: macroautophagy; cellular response to nitrogen starvation. The transcript has 6 exons. Gene Ontology annotation, cellular component: autophagosome; fungal-type vacuole membrane; cytosol. Gene Ontology annotation, molecular function: phosphatidylethanolamine binding. Lineage: Eukaryota; Fungi; Basidiomycota; Microbotryomycetes; Sporidiobolales; Sporidiobolaceae. The record is from RefSeq and is a predicted model, not a curated record.
AUGGUCCGCUCAAAGUUCAAGGACGAGCACGUCUUCGAGAAGCGCAAGGCAGAGGCAGAGCGCAUCCGCGCCAAGUACUCGGACCGCAUCCCCGUCAUCUGCGAGAAGGCAGAAAAGACCGACAUCCCCACCAUCGACAAGAAGAAGUACCUCGUCCCGGCAGACUUGACCGUCGGUCAGUUCGUCUACGUGAUUCGGAAGAGGAUCAAGCUGUCGCCAGAGAAGGCCAUCUUCAUCUUUGUCGACGAGGUCCUCCCUCCGACCGCGGCACUGAUGAGCAGCAUCUACGAGGAGCACAAGGACGAGGACGGCUUCUUGUAUGUGACCUACUCGGGCGAGAACACCUUCGGCGCUGCAUGA